Molecule: messenger RNA, 964 nt
Organism: Aspergillus neoniger CBS 115656
Lineage: Eukaryota; Fungi; Ascomycota; Eurotiomycetes; Eurotiales; Aspergillaceae
Product: SEC61-beta family protein
Exons: 3
Coding region: 171-554 (127 amino acids)
Biological process (GO): intracellular protein transport
Cellular component (GO): Sec61 translocon complex
Source: RefSeq, a predicted model, not a curated record
CGCGACCUCACCUCCCGGACCUCCUACCAGUAUCUCCUCCUCUUCUACUUCUCAGCCGAUUCCUUCCCUCUUCAUCGGCCAAUUGCUUCCGUGCUUCUUGUUGUCAUUAUUGUUUAAUUCAGCUUCACUUUCUUUGAUUCUUAUCUUCUUGAAUCUCCAUAUUCUUUAAAAUGGCCUCUCCCCGUGCUGCUUCCCCCAUGACCUCCGGUGCUGAGUCCGGUCCCGACUCCAAGUCUGCUGGCGCUGGCACCGGCGCCUCUGCUGUCUCCUCCGUCAACCGCCCUUCCUCUCCCACUCCUCCUGGUGGUCCCCGGGCUGCUCUGCGUCGUCGCGCGGCCGCUGACCACAAGGAGUCCCUCCGCAAUGCCAGACCCAGCUCGACUCGCGCCGCCGGUGCUGGUGGCUCCUCCGGCACCAUGCUCAAGCUCUACACUGACGAGAGCCCCGGUCUGAGGGUCGACCCCGUCGUUGUCCUGGUUCUCAGUCUGGGCUUCAUCUUCUCCGUCGUUGGUCUCCACGUCAUUGCCAAGAUCACCCGCAAGUUCUCCGCAUAAGCCGCUGAAAUGCGACUUGUACUCUCGUCUUGUUGCUGUCUCCUGAUUCUAUAAUACGUGAUAUGUCUGGCUCGUGUCGAAUGAUUCGGGGUCGCGCGCGAGAUCAGCAGCGCGAGGAUCAAGCGAGGCCAGCGAAUCCACCAUCCAACCUUUUGCCCUUCGAUACAUAUACCCCUGGUGUCCCUUGCCUCUUUCUUGUGUGUGCUGGUAGUGGGGAAGGCACAUGCCGAUCUUGUGCUUCUACAAUUGGUCCAAAUCUAUCUGCAGUAUAGGAUGGAACAAUCAUCGCUAUAAAAACAUGCCGUGCACUUGUGCCCAUCAACAAUUAAUGGAGAGCCUAAUUCCGUGAAGAAAUGCGUUUUUGUGUAAUAUAGUGCUUGUCAAUGAAAACGAGACUCGUCGAAGCGAAC